Messenger RNA from Didymodactylos carnosus, 9859 nucleotides. NCBI's taxonomy places the organism in Eukaryota, Metazoa, Rotifera, Eurotatoria, Philodinida, Philodinidae. The record is from the annotation of a GenBank genome assembly.
UAUUUUAGAUCAGCAAGAAAAAAUUUAUGUUUUUUCUUGGAAUAAUUCUUCUCAAUUUGAUGAAAAUUGUCAAACUUUAAUCGAUUUAUAUGCUUCAUCUCGAAUAGAAUUAUUUCGAAAAACAAUUAAAACAUUUAAUGAUAAUUUUACCGAAGGAAAUUUUUUAUCAAAUAUAAUAGAAAUAACUAAACAUUUAACAUAUUUGUUUCGAUUAGAUACAACAAAACAGUUGAUCGAUUUAAAUAUAACGACUCAAAUUAAAGCGAAUAUAGAUUUUUUAAAAGAAUAUUAUUCGAUUAUUGAAGAUGCGAUGUUUCCUAGUAAAGAUGAUCAACAAAUUCUUUCAGAUUUUAUUUUAGCAUUGAAUUGUUUUCUUGAAGAGAAUAUUGAAAAGAUUAUAGUACAAGAUAAUGAUACAAAAGAAAGUUUGAUUUUAUUAAAAGAAGAAAUAGAAAAAUUAAAAAUUUGUCUAAAAAAUAAAAUUUAUAAGGGAUUUAAUUAUCUUUUUGUCGAAAAAGAAUAUGAAGAAUUUAUUCAAAAGAGACAAGAAAAUCCAAUUCUUAUUUCUAUGAAGUGGAUUUUACCAAUGCUUAAGCAUAUUUUUUAUUUAAUGAAGCUAUUUCAGGAUCCGAAUAAAUCGACAUUUCUCAAACAAUUUAAAGAAAAAUUCUCCGAUGUAAGUCAGUUCAGUAGAAAUAGUUUGACAAAUAUUGAAAAAUUUUUAAAUUCAAAAAAAGAAAAAUUACUCAAAGUUGAAUGGAAUGAUUCUUCAGCUGAGAAAAUUAAAUUAACAGAAAUUCACAAGAGUAUCCAUAUGGAAUAUGAAUUCUUAGAAAUAAAUCUUAAAAAUUUAAUUAUUCUGAAAAUGAAAUUAACCGAACAUUUCGAUGAAUUAGAACAUAAUGAUCAUCUGAGUGAUUUAAAAUUCUUAUUGACUAAUCUCUAUAUAAAAAAAUUGAAUAUUGAAAUUAAAAAUAAGUUUCAAACAAACGAAAAUAGAAUAAUUGAUGAAUUAGUUGAUUAUGCUCAAAGUUUAUAUAAUAAAUUAUCUCAAUCAUUUAAUAAUAGAAAAGCUUAUAAACAUUUAUUGACAUAUUUCGAUGAAGUUUAUAAGCAUAUAGAAGUUCGAGAAAUUCUAGAUAAUACAGUAUAUCAGAUUAUUGCCAAUAAUAAUAAUCUAGAAGAAAUAAACGAAACUAAUCUUUCUGAUAUUUUAGAUAGUUUACCAUUAGAUUAUUUAUAUAAAAACAAAGAUUUAUUUAGAAAACUACUCGAUAAGAUAGAAAACUUUAAUAAUAAACAAUAUCUAAUAAAUCUUGUCCGAUAUUGUUGCUUAUUUUGUUCGUUAAAUGAAAAUGAAAACGAAACUUUAGUUCGGUUUGAUUUAAAUAAUAAAGAUAAAAUUGACAGAAUUGUAAAAUGUUUAAAAGAAAUUCGUGACAAUAUGUUAGAUAUUCGUUUAAGUGAUGAACAAUCGGAUACAAUUAAAAAUAAUAAAGAAAUUCUUGUAUUGCAUGAAGGAGAAAUUUCAAUAGACUCGAAUCAAAAUCGAAUUAUUAAAUAUAUCAAAGAUAAUUCAUCUACAGUUGGCACUAUGAGCGAUCGAAAUGCUACUGAAGAACUGGAAACAUUAAUGCAAUCAUUCAGUAAUAAUAAAAUACAAAGAUUAAUCAACAUAUUUCUAAAACCUGUUCUAUCAUGGUUAGAAGAGUUCAAUGCACUGAAAAUUGAACUAGUAAAAACUGAAAUGAUUAAACAAAUUUCAACUAAUGAAGAAAUUCGACAUAAAUUUCACGAUGCUAUUAAACUAUCUCAGUUUCUUGCUGAAGAUCAUUUAGAUGAUUGGUUUGAAAUAAUGAGAGAAAUUAGUAAAGCCAGUCUAAAUCAGUUUUCAUUAGAAAAUCUCAUAAAAAUCAUUUCUUUACUUUCUGAUUUUCAAGAUUUGUCAAUCGUUAAACAAAUAAUUACAAAAAAGACAAGUAAUUCAUGGUUAUUUAAUCUUUUAUUUGCACGUAUUGAAUCUAAUUUAAGAAUAAUGUUAAGAGAAAAUCUUGAUGACGAAUUAACAUAUAAAUUAAUUCAUUUAAAAUGGAAUUUACGAUUUUACAUGGAUCCCCAAUGUCUAUUCUUAGAUAUAUUCGGUCAAUUACUUUUAGAAUAUCAAAAUCAAGAAUCAAAAUUAUUAGAAAAUAAUUUCAAUCGAUUUUUAAUUGAAUUCAUUAAUUUAGUCAUAGAAAGUCGAGUUGAUUUAGAUGAAAAAUUAUUAAAUAAAUUGUCUUUAAAAGCAUUAACUUUAUGGAAAUUACCACUUGAGAAAAAAAUUCUUUCCAAAAAACUCGAUAAAUUUAAUUUUUUUAAAAAUGCUAUGGAAAUACAUCAAUCUACUACAAUUGAUUAUUUAUAUAAAAUUCGUGAAGAAAAAGGAGAUGAAAUUUUAACAAAUUUAUUAAAGCUUAUAGAAAAUAUUCAAGUUGAGAUUUCUAUUCUAAAUGAAUUAUUAGAAGAGUUAGCUUUUGGUGGUUUUACUUUAGACAAAGGUAGUUUAGAACAGCUAAAAAAUCAACCGUUUAAGCAAUGGAAAAACCUUUUAAAAGAUUAUACUGAAAGACCAUUGUAUGAAUUAAAUGUAGAACAAUUAAUUAAAAUAAUGAAGGAAAAAGAGGGUGAAGGAAAAAUAAAUGAGUCUAUUAAACAUUUAUUAGAAAAUCAAUUCGUUAAAACAAAAAUAAGUCAAUUAUUAGAGAAAAUUUAUUCAUUAUAUAAUGGUGAAUGGAUUAAAGAGACAAAAGAUGAUAUUCGACAAUGGGCGGAUGAAUUAAGAAAAAGAAAACGUUCUAGUAAAGAAUAUUUUGAUUGGAAUAAAAAUUAUCUUCCUGAAAUGAUAGCUAUUAUCAUUCGAGCAGUAGAAUUAUAUCAUGGAUAUCAUCCUAGAACUAUUCAAUUAGUCGCUUUAGCUAUACUUUUAGAAUCAAAUAGUUCGAAAAAAGGUCGAUUAGGUAAUAUAUCUACUGGUGAAGGUAAAUCAUUGAUUACCGCUAUGUUAGCAAUUUCACACGCAUUAAUCGGUAAUAAAGUUGAUAUUGUUACGAGUUCAAAAAUUUUAGCUAUACGAGAUGCUAGUGAUGAUACCGAAGAAGGUUAUAAAAAAUUCUUUGAUUUAUUUGGUUUAAAUGUUAGUAAUAAUUGUGAUGAUGCUUGUGAUAAUUCGAAGACAGGACAAGCAGAAAGAAAAGAACGAUAUCAAAAAAAUGAGAUUAUUUAUGGUGAAACAGGUUAUUUUCAAAGAGAUAUUUUGCUUACAAAAUUUUUUGAUAAGGAUAUAAGACAUCGAAUAGGAGAUAUUUUAAUUGUUGACGAAGUUGAUAAUAUGUUCAUUGAUAAUGCGGAAAAAAUUUUGUAUAUUUCUCAUACUAUUACUGAUAUGCGACAUUUACGAGAUUUAUUUAUUCACAUUUGGAUAUCAGUUAAUAAUCGAAUCGAACAAUCUUAUAGUGAAGAAAAUGUGAAGAAAACUCAUAAUUAUAUUCAACUAAUGAUUGAAAAUAAAGAUUUGAAAAUUCCAAGUACUCUAAUCAAAUUUGUUAAUAGAAAUUUAAAAACUUGGAUAUUAAAUGCCUAUUCUGCGAAAUAUAUUGAAAAUAAUGAUAAUUAUAUAAUAGGUGAUAUUGAAUCAAAUAAACAUGGAGAAAUUUUAAUUAUGGAUAAAGAUACAGGCAUUGAACAGAUGAAUACACGUUGGAGUAAUGGAUUACAUCAAUUUUUACAGUUAAAACAUUGUGGAAAAUUAACUGAUGAAAGUUUAAAAGCAGUUUUCAUGUCAAAUAUGAACUUUUUUAAGCUCUAUGAGAAUUUAAAUGGAAUGAGUGGGACUAUAGGCGAUCAAGAAGAAAGAAAAUUAUUAAGUCUUGAAUAUGGAACUGAUUGUUUUGAAUUGCCACGUUUUCGAAAAUAUCGAUUUCAGUACGAAAAGAGCAAAGAAUUUGUUGGGAGAAGUGAAUCUGAAUGGUGUGAACAGAUUAUAAAAGAUAUAAAAGAAAAAAUGAAUGCGACGCGUCAAAUUAAUCAAAAUGAGAAAGAUGAAAUAGAAAAGAUUAAACAAGAAUCGCAAACCUUAUUAGAACCGAAAAAUAAAUAUGCAGAUCUCGGAAAAUAUGAAACAGAAAUAAAUUUAAAUAGAAAGAGUAUUGAUAAAAUCGAUAAAAAUGUAAGUUGUUUAAAAGAAGAUAUUGCCUUUCAACAAACACGACAGGCAAAAUUAGAAAGAGAUAUUCGAGACUAUGGACAAAUAUUAUCAGCAGGUGAUGAGAACGAUAAACGAGCUGUUCUUAUUAUCUGCAAAAAUAUUGCCGAUUUAGAAAAGAUCGCUGCAAAAGUUCGACAAGAAUUCUCAUCAAACAAGAAUAUCUAUACCUAUGAUAGAGCUUACAGAAAAUUCGAAAAAAAUGUAUUAAAUCCAGGAGAUAUUAUAAUAGCAACAAAUAUUGCUGGAAGAGGGACUGAUUUAACUAUUGAUAAGUUACUUGAAGCUAAUGGAGGAUUACACGUUAUUUUAUCUUAUAUCCCAGGAAAUUUACGUGUUCAACAACAGGCUUUUGGUAGAACAGCUAGAGGUGGAAACCGAGGUACAGGAGUUUAUGUUGUACAUGAUUCACGUAAGAUGAUGCUUAUGCCAGAUAUGACAGUUGAUUUUCUUCUUAAUGAACGAGAUGAAAAAGAAAAAGAACGUUUAGACGAAAUUGUGAGAAAAUCUUUUCCAAAAAUAAAAAUAGAAAAUAUUUUAUUUGAAAAAUUUAAUCUAUUUAAAGAAGAAAUCAAAUCCAAAAUAGAAGAAAGUUUUUCGAAAUCAAAAACAAAAAAUAUAGCAUUUCGAAACUUAGAUUUUUCAUAUGAACAAGUUAAAUCUCUAGUAAACCGAACUUUUCUUCUAAACAGUAGCGAAUCUGAUUUCAGUACAAAAGAUAGAAUUUUAAAAGAACUCGAUUCGAAUACUUAUGGUUUAAUAACUGAUCCGGGCGAGUUAAUCAAAUUAAGUCAAUUAUUUAUGGGUAAUAAAAAAUACAUCGAAGCACGAGAUUGUUAUAGUCAAAUUAUUGAGAAACAUCCAGAUUUUUCUGAUAUUGCUCAUUAUUAUAAAGCAUUUUGUAUCAUUCAUUUAGGCGGUGGGGAUAGAGGAGAAAUAAUCAAAGCAAAAUUACACCUAAAAAAAGCGCUUAGUUUAUUAGAAUCGAAACGAAGUACUAUUAUGUCACGUAUUCAAAUCCUACUCUCUUUAAAUCAUAUAACACAACAAAAGGGUCAAGGAUUGAAUGUUAAUUAUUUUAAGAAACAGAAUGAAGGUGAAGCACAAAUAUUAUCAUAUCAUAUUAAUGCGAUUUUAGAAGCGAUUGGUAGUGAAAUUAGUUCGGAAAACUUUCGUAGUGGAUCAAUAACAGGAGACAUUCCUACUGAAAUCUAUAAAGAAAUAUUGAAAGAUGAUUUAGAUCUUAUAAAAGAUACUCGAAUUAGUAAAAAAAUUAUUAUUGGAUCACAAGUUUUAAAGACAUCCGAAGAUGAGAACAUCAGACCACUUUUACUAAACAAAGGCAAAUUGUUAAUUUAUGAAGAUUUUCAAAAAUUAGGUUUUGAUGAAAGUCAGUAUAGAAACUUGAGAAACGAACUUCAAAAAAAAGGAAUUUUAUCUACUCUUGAGUUAUAUAAAAAGGUUGAUCAUAUGCAAGAUGCGCCACAAUGUAUAACAUUUCCUAAUGUAUUCAAAUAUUGCCAGGAGAAAAUAUUAAAUGAUUUGGAAUCAGUUUUAAUUCAGUCUCAACAACAGAACUGGAGUUAUAAGAAAAGAAUUAUUAAAGAAAAUUUCUUUGAAACUAAAGUUUUUCAUAAAGACACGUUUUUGAGUGCCACUCAUGAUAUUAUUAAACAAAGAGAAAUGAUUAGAAUACUUAACUCUAUUAGCGAUGAUUUAGUUGGCAAGUUAGAUGAUCCUGUAUUUUGCGCCCUUGGUAGUGAGAUAAAAAAUUUAUUACUAGGUAAGAAAUUAAUUUCAUUCAGUGUUGGAGAUAGAAUUAGUCGGGAUACAUUUCUUACAAAACUAUGUCAAAAAUUAAAUAUAAGCGAAAUGGAAUGUCAACCGGUCAAGUUUCUAUUGAGUGGAAUAUUUGAAGAAACCAUUGAAAUCGUUAUUUAUGUCUCCGAGACUUUAAAACAAAAUAUAACAGAAAAAUUAAAAACUACAAAUUUUAAUGAAAGAGCAGAAGAGAUUCAGAGAGCAAUACAAGAAUUGUUAUGUGGUAAUGAUCAGUAUCCAUUAACUCCAGGAGAUAUUAUUCAGAAAACUACUUUGAUUAAAAUAUUAAAGACAUUUAGACCUGAUCCAUCGAUAUCCGAAGAGCAAAUAAUGAAUAUAUUAAAAUAUUUAGAAUUUAAUGAGACUCUUCGAAUAAAUGAAAAUUUAAAUGCCAAAUUUGAUGAUAAUACGAAUGUUCAAGUUUUUUGUGACAAUAAAACCAAAGUUAAGGAAUUUUUCUUAGGAAAUAAAUCUUACACUCUGGCAUCGGGAGAAGAAGUGUGUAUAGGAUCAGGCAAAAAUAAAGUUUCAAAGAGUCAGUUGACUAAAGUUAUGAAAAAAAUUGGAAUAACAGACGAGAAGAAAAUUGAUGAUAUUUUUAAGCAUCUAGCUCUUGAGUUUGAUUCUGUAAAAUUCAUCAAUUCGUAUACUGAAUUUUAUCUUCAAAAUAGCGAUAUCAAACAAAUUGAAAAAUAUGUAUCUAAAAUACAGAAAAGUGAUUGUACAGAUGAAAGUAAAGAAGAAAUAAAAACGAAAAUAGAUAUGUUAAAUUUUAUUCAAAUUGGCUCACUAAAUAAUAAAAGUAAGCACAUUAAAAAAACUUUGUUGAAAGCAAUUGAAUGUAAUGAGUUUGACUUAACUGCAAUAGAUUUUUGUCUUAAUCAAGAAGAAUUUGAACUGCUUAGAGGAGUUCUACAAGACAAUGGUAUUAUAAAACCAAUGCUUUAUAAAUUACUUUCUGAGUCUCACAAUAAAAGUUCUUGCGAUAUUGAUGAAUCAUUCUUUUCAAAUUUGGAAAAUAUUUUCGUUCUAUUGUAUUACAAUGACGGACGAAUUUCAGAAGAAAAUCUAUCAUUACGUACGGCAAAGGAAGUCAGCCAAGAACUUUUUUAUCGUUUGAGAGAAUCUACUGUAAUCAAAGACGCUAAAGUCCAUUUUAAAUUCACCUAUGACCCUGAAAAAAGAAUCGAAAAUAUUCGAAAACGAGUUGAAGAUGUCGUUAUGAAAGUAUUUAAUUUAAAACGGGAGGAUAAUUUAGCUUAUGAUAUUACCGAUUGGACAGGUUUCGGCGAUUUUGUGACAUCAAAUAACAAAGAACUUGAUGAAUAUAUUGAUAGUAUCACUAACACUUUGAAACAAUGUGCAGGAGUACUUCGAACUCUGCCGAAAGUUAAGAUUAGUGAGAAAAAUCUUAAAACAAUGUUUCAAACAGGACAGAUACCACCAGAAGCUAUGGACUAUAUUUCGAUGUGUUUUGAUUCAGUUUUGUCCUUGGAGGAAAAGAAGAGUAUUUGGGACUGGAAUGCAUUUUGUUGUGCAAUGAUAGGAAUAGCACAAAUUGCAGCAGGUAUUGCUUUAGACAUAUGUACAUUUGGUGCUGCACAUUAUUUUGCUCAAGGUCUGAUUGCAGAAGGCAUUGGAGAUAUUGUUUUUGCCAUUCAAUCUGUUAUUCAGGGAAACUUUAGUUGGAAAGCUUAUUCCCAACAUAAGGUUCAAAGUGUAAUAAUUUCCUUAUUGACUGCAGGGGUUGGGAGCUAUUUAAGUAAAGGUACACAAACAGGAGUGACGGGUGUGGGUUUAGCAACAAAGACAGCGAUGGCAAAAACAAUAGCGAAAGAAACUUUGACUCAUUUAACUAUUAGUGUUGCAUCAGCCAUAGUCAAUAUUACCACGGAUGAGUCGAGUCAAUUCAUAAUGAACGAAAUACUUGAUAAGCAUCUGGCGAAAGUUUUGGAUGAAUGGAUUGCAAAUGAUGCAAUCUAUAAAGCAAAAAAAAUGAUAUUAGAUGAACGAUUUCGAAGUAUUUAUGAAAAAUUUGGUGCAGAGGACGCGAAGAAUAUUAUUAACAAGAGUAUUUAUGCAACUUUAUUGGAUUUACAACAUGGAGAUCUUGCAGGCAUGAUAUUUAAUAGAGUCAUGCAAAUAGCUCAUGGGAUCUCUGGAGCGUUUUCAAGUACAGCACGGAUAGUUCAGAAAAACAAGAGUAAAGCAGCACUAUUUAGUUCAAUUGCAAAAAUAAUUGAUAAAACCGUAACUAGCGUUAGGAUUUUCAAGACCUUUAUAGAAUUGUGCACUAUGUGUCAUCGCUUUUGCGAAAUUCUGGAUAAAAAAUUAUUGGAGAGUUCCAAUAGUAAAAAAGCAAAAUCAAGUAUUGAAAAUAUAAAAGAAGAAAAUGCGAAUAUUUCGAUAUCAGCUAAUAUUUCUGAGCAUAUUAAAUCUAUGGAAGAUCAGAUGAAAGCAGCUAUUAGAGAAAAACCGAUACAAGAAUUAAUUACGUCUCCUUUUGUUGUUGCAAGAGAAGAACUGGAAGAACAUAUAAAUAGAAGAGCUGAUGAGUUUAUAGUUUUAAUCGAAGAGAAGGGACACGAAUCCUUAAAGAAACUAAAUUCCGGAAAGAUUCGCGCUUUAGAACAACUAGGACUCUUAAUUGAUGCAAAACAUUUAAGCUCCGAAGAUUUAAAUAGAACUGUUUGUAAUUUAAAUGGCCAGUCUAUUGAAGAGUUAAAGAAACAACAUGGUGAUAACGUAAGGUUUGCUAUGAAGGACGGAAAACUACUUGCACUUCCUCCUACGUAUAAAGAAUAUAUGGAUAACAUAGAAAAUGGAAUAUAUGCUGGGUUAAUACACUUCAAAUUAGUAGCAGAAAAAUAUAACACAGAUAUAGAAGUAGUGGAUCCUGAAAACAACUAUCAACCUCAUACAGAUGCACCAAAUGGUGGAACAAUUAAUCCUACUAAAAAUGUAGAUGGCAAGUCCAUGAUAGUAGCUUAUAUACUAUCUAAAGAGAAAGGUAAAGUUGGCCACUUUGCACCAGUAAUAGAAGUUGAUGGAAAACUUCAAGUAAUAGAUAUAUCACAAAAUUUAGGUACAAAGGAUCAAUGUUUUGCACAAACUAUGUUAUUUUAUGAAAAAUAUAAGGAGGGAAAACUAAGUAGGACUGAUAUCAAUAGUAUACAAAACUAUGGUAUAAGCAGCACAGAUAUCGGUAGAUUUAAGAUAGAUUUAGCUCAGUUUGGAAGAGGUAGCAGUUCAGUCCGAUACGAUUAUCACGAAGGUGUUACUGUGAAACAUUCGCAACUUUUAGGAGGGGCAAGGCAAGAACAGAGACCUUUCGAAGAGCGUGUACACAGUAAUCCCGCAGCAGGUAGGUACGGUCAUCUAGACAGGCGAUGGCGAGGACGAAAGGGAAUCUACGAAAUUAAUCAUAUUCCUCCAAAAGCUUCCUACAGAGAUACACCUUACCGAGAUAUAAGCAUAAAUCAUAUGCCAGCAAUUGCCAUGUUUAUCGAAGAUCAUAGAGGGAUGUCUUCAACAGGCAGUUCGGAUUUAGCGUUUAGUCAUCGCAGUACUGUCCAAGAAUGCUUACGAAGAGGAGAUAUGUACAGCGCUAUGAAACUAGAGUUAAGUCACACAUUAACUAUUAAUCCUACAAGAUCAUAUGAAAACGCCGUUCUCCAAUACAUAAAUUAUGUCGGAUCAACUCCUGUGAAAGGUGCUCCACUAAAUUUAGAUGGUACAAGAAGUCUGCUAACGCGAUCACAAGCACUUCAAUCACAAGAAGAACUGUUUGGAAGAUGA